AACUGACGUUAGAUUACCGACCUGAUGAAUUUAUUUUCAAUGACACCGACCGAAUGUGGUCAGCGUAGCAGAGAGGUGGUGUCGGGAAGGUGGUUGACACGCCUUCAAAUCUUUGAGAUGAUCGAAAGUGUAUCGCGCAGAGCGUUGAGUGGCUCCAGCGGGAGCUACCACGUUCGUGGUGCAGAAUUAGCAAGGAAUCGUAGAUUGAAAUCUUUGUCCGCCACUGUUAUUUUCCUCGAUGACACGCAACACACGUUUCAGCUAGAUAAAAGAGCAAAAGGUCAAGCAUUAUUGGAUUUGGUGUUCCAACAUUUAGAACUUGUCGAAAAAGAUUAUUUUGGUCUACAAUAUACUGAAAACGGAGCUGCAGCGUGCACAUAUUCGCCAGACAUAAUGAGGUGGUUAGAUCCUACUAAACCAGUGAAGAAGCAGAUAAGAAGUAAGGGUGGACAAUUCUACUUUAGAGUGAAAUUUUAUGUAUCCGAUCCUAGUAAAUUGCAAGAAGAAUAUACUAGAUAUCAAUUUUACUUACAAAUACGAAGAGAUAUUCUUCAAGGAAAACUUCAAUUACCACCAAGUACAGCGUGUCUUAUUGCCAGUUAUACAGUUCAAUCCGAGUUAGGUGAUUAUCACCCCGAGGAACAUGGCCCGGGAUAUCUUUCCAGGUUGCAGUUAAUACCAGGUCAGACAGAGGAAAUGGAAAAAAAAAUAGCAGAACUGCAUAAACUGCAUAAGGGCCAGCUGCCAGCCGAUGCAGAAUUCAAUUUUUUAGAUCAUGCAAAGAGAUUAGAUAUGUAUGGAGUAGAAUUACACAAAGCUAGGGACUCAAUGAACAAAGAAAUACAAUUAGGUGUAACGUCUAUAGGUUUAGUAGUAUUUCAAAAUGGAAUCAAAAUCAAUGUGUUCUCGUGGUCGAAAAUAGUUAAAAUAUCGUUUAAACGAAAACAGUUUUUUAUUCAACUCAGAAGAGAACAGUCCGAAAACUACGAUACAUUACUAGGUUUCAACAUGCAAACAUAUCGUAGUUCUAAAAACUUAUGGAAGGCGUGCGUGGAACAUCACACAUUCUUCAGACUUCACAGUCCUAAAAUGAGGCCGAGACGUUUUCCACUUACCCUGAGUAGCAGAUUUACGUAUUCAGGGCGUACCGAAUUUCAAACAGUCGAGGAUGGAAAACAUAGAGCAAGAGUAGAGAGAACAUUCAUACGGUCUCCCAGUAAAAGACUGGUGCAUGGAGUUACAUCGGCUCCAAUUAUAGAAGAGAAAGGAAAGUUAGGUAUACCUCCUGGAAGACCUCCUAGGCCAUAUGACAAUAAAGUUCAGUCUCUUGGAGCUCGUGAACCACGUCAAGCUUGGGGCGAAGGCAAUCCCAGUGACGACGAAGGUGGUUUUCUGUCUCUUCGAGAAGAAAUAACAGGUUCACAUACACAAGGCAAUGCAUUUUCUCCUGUAUUAGGUUCUAGAGUUUUAAGUUACGCGGAUGACGAUACAACCGCUGAAAGAAAUAUUUAUGAUCUCCCUGAUUAUAGUGAACCUACAAGUUCGCCCGCCCCUCAGAUAGUGGAAGAUGGACUGGUAACGAUAACUUUAACGCCGGACGAACAAGGCCGAUUUGGAUUUAACGUAAAGGGUGGUUUAGAUCUCGAUAUGCCUAUUUUGGUCUCAAGGGUGGCUCCGAAUACACCCGCUGAUCGUUGUUAUCCAAAAUUAAACGAAGGAGAUCAGGUAGUAUACAUAAAUGGUAUCGAUGUAAGUGGUUUACUACACGAACAUGUAGUAAAUCUGAUUCGUCAAUCACGCGAUUCGGGUUCUGGCGAGCUGACAUUAACCGUCAGACCAAAUGCUUUAUACAAUGCACUAGCUGGUACUGAUGAAACGUCCGAAGAAGAACCGCCAUAUAGAUAUGUACCGGAUGCGCCUCAUGCCGCUAUUGGAUCGGAUGCAUUAGGGCAAUCAAUGUUACUUCUUGCCGAUGGUCUCGCAAGCGGCGCUUUAAUUGCUCAAUAUGAACAGUUGUAUAGGAAAAAUCCUGAGCUCACUUCCCUCGAAUCUAAGAAACCGGAAAAUCAAAACAAAAAUCGUUAUCGAGAUAUCUCACCCUACGAUGUUACUCGAGUAAUACUGAUGGGCUGUGCAAACGGAGAUUACAUAAAUGCCAAUUAUGUGAACAUGGAGAUACCAGGGUCGGGUAUUAUCAACAGAUACAUUGCUACUCAAGGACCUUUGUCUUCCACCGUCGCUGAUUUUUGGCAGAUGGUUUUAGAAGCAGGCAGCACCCUCGUUGUAAUGCUUACAACUUUGGUCGAACGUGGCCGAGCAAAAUGCCAUCAAUAUUGGCCUGCGCUCAACGAAACCCUUACGUUACGGAACCUUACGCUCACGUCUACGGUUGAAAAUGUCGAGGACACCUUUAUAUUUCGAGAAUUUAUACUACGUGAUAUUAACACUGGCGAAGAAAGAGACAUAACGCAUAUGCAAUACUGCAGUUGGCCAGAUCACGGGGUUCCCAGCGAUUGGCGACAAUUCACAACUUUCACUGAAAGAGUACGGGCAGCUCGAACAGGAAUAGUAGAACCUGCUGUUGUUCACUGUUCUGCUGGAAUAGGUAGAACGGGUGUUCUGGUAUUAAUGGAAACAGCACUGUGUCUUAUUGAAGCAAAUCAACCAGUGUAUCCAUUAGACAUUGUACGAUCUAUGCGAGAUCAAAGAGCGAUGAUGAUACAAAAUGCUAGUCAGUAUAGAUUCGUGUGCGAAGCAGUCCACAAAGCUUACAGCGAAGAAAUAGCUAAACCGCUUCCGGAAUUCAGUAGGUGAAAAGAACACAAACCGAAACCGCAUUGUAAUUACCAUUUUUCUUACAUUUUACUAAAAAACAUCACAUCAUUAGAGGAUAAUUUUGUACUCGGACAGUAAUAUACACAUAUAUUAUCGAUUAGCAGCAAAGAUAUAUAUUUUAUCCUUUUGCAAAUCUAUUUUUCAUCGGGAAUUUAAUUAUCGGAAGAAAAAAAAAUAAUUUUUCGCGCAUUCGAUUUAACAAAGAGUUUAUCGAGAUUACUCUUUUAAUUUAUAUCAGUGUAAAUAACAAAAUUUCGACGAACUUACGUUUACUAAUUUAUA
Molecule: messenger RNA, 3117 nt
Organism: Colletes gigas
Lineage: Eukaryota; Metazoa; Arthropoda; Insecta; Hymenoptera; Colletidae
Gene: Ptpmeg
Product: tyrosine-protein phosphatase non-receptor type 4
Exons: 17
Coding region: 25-2814 (929 amino acids)
Biological process (GO): protein dephosphorylation
Cellular component (GO): cytoskeleton
Molecular function (GO): protein binding; protein tyrosine phosphatase activity
Source: RefSeq, a predicted model, not a curated record